Molecule: messenger RNA, 1080 nt
Organism: Penicillium cosmopolitanum
Lineage: Eukaryota; Fungi; Ascomycota; Eurotiomycetes; Eurotiales; Aspergillaceae
Exons: 3
Coding region: 1-1080 (359 amino acids)
Molecular function (GO): hydrolase activity, hydrolyzing N-glycosyl compounds
Source: RefSeq, a predicted model, not a curated record
AUGAAGCUCCAUCACAUCUUUACAUACCUGCUACCUCUGAGUCUGGCAUACCUUUCCCAAGCCAAGACAAACUCAGAAAAUCCCCAGCCAAUACUGAUAGACACGGACAUCUUCGGGGAUGUUGAUGAUGUCGGCGCGCUUUAUGUCGCAAACAUAUUGUAUAACUGUGGACUUGCCGAUCUUCGAGGCGUCGCCGUCAACACAAACUCACAGUAUGGUGCACUAGCAGUGAGCUCAAUCUGUACAUAUUUUGGAAAUAGUGAAAUUCCAAUAGCAGCGCUGAGACCGUUGACGAAUGAAACCUUUUUCGACGACGACGAGUUCUUACACAGCGAAUACGCAAGCAAAGUGGCUAACAAUUGGCCGAGAAGUCUUAAAAAUGCAUCCUCAACGCCCACACCAGUUGAACUGUAUCGCUCCGUUCUAGCCGCAGCGGCAAACCAAAGCAUGAACAUAAUCUCAAUCGGCUUCCUAACGAAUCUCGAAGACGUGCUAAAAUCCAAAGCCGAUAAAAUCAGCCAUCUAUCCGGCUUUGAAUUGAUUGCUGCAAAGACACGCGAAUUGGUAGUAAUGGGAGGCGCUUAUCCUUCAGGGUCAGAGUACAAUUUUGGCCAUUCCGACCCAGAAAGCACAGCAUACGUACUCAAGAACUGGCCCAAGAGUGUCGCGAUCACGUAUUCGGGCUUUGAGCUUGGUGGAGACAUAUACUCCGGCCAAAAUCUGGACGUAAUUUCUCCGCCGAAUUCUCCAAUACUCGCCGCAUAUCAAUGGUAUGUUGGGCGUGGGUCGACCGUUCGGCCCUCUUGGGAUCCGAUCACUACUCUUUACGGAAUUCUGGGUCUCGAUGGAUUUGAAAAGCUGGGUCUGAGCCGGAUGCUUGCCUUUGCUAAUAGUCAUGGAUAUAAUUCGUUGACAUCGGCUAAUGCCUCGAAUGCUUGGGUCAACGAUACAAGGGUUACGAAUCAGCAUUGGUUGAAGCUUGCGGAUGGAGUUACAAACUCAAGUAUGUCCUGGUUGCUGAACCAAUUUUUCACGCAUGAUCCAGUCCAGCAAACCUGCUUCGGUCGGACCAACCGCUAG